Molecule: messenger RNA, 1593 nt
Organism: Salpingoeca rosetta
Lineage: Eukaryota; Choanoflagellata; Craspedida; Salpingoecidae
Exons: 5
Coding region: 1-1593 (530 amino acids)
Cellular component (GO): cytoplasm
Molecular function (GO): protein binding
Source: RefSeq, a predicted model, not a curated record
AUGACAGCGGAUCGGUUGCUGAGCAACAAUGGCGUGCUGAAGGUGACGACGCGGUGGCUGCGGUUCUUUGCCACCGUGUUUACGUGGCCCAGCACGUCGCAGGACUGCCGUCCCGAUACACAAGAAGAGGUGGCAGUGCAUCCGCUCUACCGGCGGGAGCUCUCAGCCGUGUAUGAGCUGUGCCACCUCGUGCCCGUGGUCCACAUUGACGGCAAGGGCGACGAAGACGAGCCGCCCACCACCAUGGACAUCUCCCUCUUUCAGUCCGUAAGGGUGCUUCGCCUGUGCCACGUUGAGCUGCGGCUCGUGCACGGUCUCCACGCUGUCAAAGACCAGCUGCAGCAGCUCGUGCUGUAUCGGUGCGUGGACCCCAUCGACGCCGUGCUCGUCUCCUUUGGCGCAGACCGCCUGCCCUUUGCCACCGUCACCCCGGCCAGCGUGCUUGCAACGCCAGCCAAGCAAGCCGGCACCGCCGAUGCUGCAGGCGCCGAGACACCAAACACGGCGCUUCGUGACAGCUCGGCAGUACAAGGCAGCGUGGCGCGCAGUCGCGAUACGGCCAUUACCCCUCCCGAUGGCCUGGCUGAUGGCGGUGAUGGUGGCGGGUUUGGCGCAGACGAGGUGUGGCCGGCGCUGCACAUCUUGGACGCGGCCUGCAACGAGCUGCACGAGAUCUCGCGGUCCAUUGCGCGCGCGCCCAACGUGCACACGCUUGUGCUCAGCAGCAACAAGAUUGCUGCGCUGGCCAUUGAGCUGGCGCGGCUGCAGAGUCUGCACACCCUCUCCCUCGGGUACAACCACAUCACCUCCGUUGCUGUCGUCCGUGACAUUGCGGCACAACACGGGCUGCAGAAGCUGACCCACCUCACCCUCUGCUUCAACCAGAUCAAGUCCUUGGACGGCCUUCAGUUCCUCUCUAACUUGACCGUGCUGAAUGUUGCCCACAACCGCAUUUCGGAUCUUCGCGAGAUUGACGCGUUCCUGGUGCCCCUGCCCUUCCUCCGCGAAUUGGACCUUCGGGGAAACACCGUCGUGAUGCAAUCCGAUGUGCACCCGCUCAUCUUCGCUCUCUUUGGCCGCGACAGAUGGCGCUCCUUUGUUCUCAACGACAUCACCGCCAGGGACCUGACGAAUGUGCAACUUGUGCACUACUUCCUGAAGGAAUUCGAAAAUCCGCACGUGCGUGCGUCUGUGUUGGCUCCUCGGCACGGCGCGCUUGAUACGGGCGCAAAGAACACGGCGGCACACCUGCAGGCACUUGACCCGACACGCGUGCAGGACGUGGAUGUGCUGCGCGUGGCGCAAUCAGAACGCACACCGGUGCAGGAGGACCUUCAAGGCGUAGAGGGACAGGCGUCGCCGCACACCGCAAAGCUCAAGGCGAAGAAGACCAAAACCAAGUCGAAGAAGAAGAAAAAGAAGAAAAAGAAGAAGGCAGCUGCAGCAACAGCUGUCGUGGUCGGCGAUGAGGCAGUCGAAGCCAACAACAACAACGACGCCAACAUCAUUGGUGGUGGUGGUGGUGAUGUUGACGGUAGAGAGAGGGAGCGAGCUGGGCAAUCACAGCCUGGCAAUGGCAAUAAUCAGCGGUAA